Diabrotica virgifera virgifera (western corn rootworm) is the source of this 769-nucleotide messenger RNA. RefSeq names its product translation machinery-associated protein 16 homolog. Gene Ontology annotation, cellular component: nucleus. The transcript is spliced from 4 exons. The coding region runs from base 141 to 671 and encodes 176 amino acids. The record is from RefSeq and is a predicted model, not a curated record. Lineage: Eukaryota; Metazoa; Arthropoda; Insecta; Coleoptera; Chrysomelidae.
GAAAAUCAAGAAGAAGAAAUUUUAUUUUAAGGUUAUCAAAAGUGAAAAAGCAGGUGGUGUUGUUUGUUUACUUUUGCUUUUGGUUUAAAAGUUGCAGAAAGUAGUGAUUAUAGGACAUUUUGUAACGGUCAAUAAUAAAAAUGGGAAAGGUAAAGCAGAAUAUAGAAAAACUAAAACAUCCUAACAGUCGACAAACCAAGAUGUUAGCAAAACAGAUCCAAAAAAAGAAUUCUAGAGACAAAGGUAAAUUGGCCACAACCUUAAAGUUAAAUGCAGUAGGCGAAAAAUGUAAAUGGUUUGGCUCGAUGUUGGAUCCACAAUUUACAAAUUUGACUCCAGGUGGUUUACACAAACUGAUAGAGCAGUAUUUAUCUAGAUUUGAUGAAGAAAUGGAACAAAUUAAGUUAAAACAUUCAAUAGGAAACCGAAAAAACAGACAACAUGCAAAUAGGGAAGACAUAAUAAGAAUGACCAUUGAAAGAGAAAGAGGGGAUUUUAAUACAUGUGGAAUUGAACUACCAGAUGUGUUUGAUAUUAAUCAAUUCAACUACCUCCAACAAUGGAAGGGAGAACUUAGGUAUUUGCAAAAUUUUAAAUUCAAAAAAUUUAAUAAGAAAUAUUUAGAAGACGAAGAAGAAAAACGACAGAAAAAUGCAAAUAUCAUGGAAUAACUAGCCGAUUUUUGUUAAAGUAAAUAAUUUAAAAUGUGUACAUAUAGAGAUAGGUUUGUUUAAAACUGUUCUUUUAUUAAAGUUACCUGUUAGAUAUA